UCUUUGACCAAUGCUCAGUUUGAAUUCCAUCAUAUGCCAUCCCAUUUGCUCAAGCUCAGAUCUUCAACCAACAUCCCAUUAUACGUUCCAGUUAGUAUUAAUGAGAAAAAAAAUGAACAGAAUACUUAUCACAUGUCACUG
Messenger RNA from Racocetra persica, 141 nucleotides. The record is from the annotation of a GenBank genome assembly. NCBI's taxonomy places the organism in Eukaryota, Fungi, Glomeromycota, Glomeromycetes, Diversisporales, Gigasporaceae.